GCGGCGCUUUGUUGAUAUUCUACUUUUUCUUGGUUUUCUUUUCUUUUUCUCUUUCUGGGGUUCCUAAGCGCAUGUUCCUGGCUUCCGGUUCCGGGGUAUCAAUGACCAUUGGCCCAAAACGAGCUCAGGAAUGUAUGGAAGCAUCGCCAGCCACUGUAUCAUAUGUUCGGAAUUCUCCUGCAACGGCUCGGUAGGAAGAUUGAGCUCUCUGGUCCGAAUUUCGCUACAAAGUUUCGCAAGUUCUCGGCAUUUUGUACUGUUCAUUGAGCGAGGAGCUUUCCGUAUAGCAUCCCGAAAAGAGCCAGGCUGUAAUGGCAACUGCGACCUCUACUUAUCCAUGCCUACCUUGCGCUCGAAUGACGACAAAGCCGGGCCAAGGCCUGAUGCGGGCAGCUGCCCAUACCAAGGAGCUUCGAACGGGGUCAUACAUUCCAAAUCGGGCACUCCGUUUGUUGAUACAUUCCACCGCGUGCACCGUAGCAUUCCAAUCAUAUCAUUAUUCCGUUAUCCCUUUCUUGCUACACGGGCAGUCGAUGGAAGAAAAAAACGACCUUUCCUUGGUACCUCCUUUUCAAACAAAGUACCAUGAUUUAACCACCUGAACUUCGUCAUACGGAAGCCAGCUCCGAGAGCAUAUCACGCGUUCAACAGGACGUGCAACAAAGGACCGAGU
Molecule: messenger RNA, 673 nt
Organism: Aspergillus steynii IBT 23096
Lineage: Eukaryota; Fungi; Ascomycota; Eurotiomycetes; Eurotiales; Aspergillaceae
Exons: 1
Coding region: 131-589 (152 amino acids)
Source: RefSeq, a predicted model, not a curated record